AUGGGAAGGUUGGAAUCUUUGACAGCUUGGGCAUUGGGUCGAACUCCAUAUGAAGACCAAGUAAUCCGGCCACCUCUACCACGUCUUUUAAGUGAUACUGGUUACCUACAACGAUACGAUGAACAUGGUCAUCCAAGAAAUUCCGAAACCAAACGGAGAGAACGAGAGAAUAUACGUGCAGCCAAUGAGGUAAUGCAAGUCACGGGUAUCGUUGAAAAUCUAACUGUUGUGAGGGCAGCUGCAAGAUUACACAACAAUCAGAAUAUGGAAGAGACGAUCAAAGGUUUACAGAUAUUGGAAGCAGGAAGUGAGACACUCCAGGCUGGUGUCUGGGGUGUUAUUGGGUUCAGACAGAGGAUUUUGCUCUACAGAUCAUAUUCUGAUAUUGGAAUCCUAGGGUUGAUCCAGCGUGAAAGAGCAAGAAGAUCGGUCGCGAACUCAUUCUUUUCUGGACUUCCCACUGUCAUAGCAUAUCAUAUAUCAAACUGGCUAGCAUGUCGCUUGGCAGAUAUCCUAGAUCAAAUGUAUGAUGAAACCGAGAAUGAACUUACCCCGCAAGACGUAUGGAUCAAGUACAUAGCCGAUAAGUUCCUCGACAUAGGCUUUCACUACAUUACGUUACACUUACGUAUGUUUGCUAUGUUAUACCAAUUUGAGUUGAUCAAUUCCAAUCAGCUUUUACCCCCAUUGAUGUCACUGAUCCCAUUCUCGAAAUCAUCACUACUUCAAGCACCGCCUCCACCUUCGGCGAAUAUCAAAUCGAUUCUUUCGUGGGCAUUUGCCUUGGUUCGUUCCACAACUCCAAUUGUGGCAAUUCUAUUUCAUGGGAAGAUAAAACAUAUUGUGUCGCGCCUCUUAUAUCGUCCUGUCUAUAAAUCCUUACCACGACCAAAGGGAGAGAGUAUGUUUACUGGACUUGGAUUUGGAGCUCCCAUAUUGGAAUUUGACACCCCGGAUGAUCCAGAAGAGCAUGGCCCAAUUCGUGGUGGAGAGGAAGAUACAUUGCGAGCUCUUGAAGGAUUACCUGCAUUGGAAAGAACAGAACCUCGAUCUCGAAGACAUACAAAUGCCUCCAUAAGUGUUGAUGAGGAUGAAGAUGCGCGACCGACACUAAUCAGCUUUGAUGUUGAUCACGCAUCUACACCUGUUGAACCAUCUUCUGGUUUGGGAACAUGGUCAGCAGAAUUGAGAAGUGCAAACGAUCCUGGCGAAUCGAAGGAUAUCAAAUAUCGCAAAACUGGUCUUACCAUGCUUCCAACCAUACUUGCCGCUCAAGGAUUUAGAGAUUUAGCUGCUUCGAUCCUUACAACGCCACUCGAGGCCAUGAUGCUACGAAUCGUUGGUAGAACAUACGGAAAUAAAGUUGGUAUCAGUUUGGCAGACUUCUAUGAGAUAGGUUUCCAGAUGCCUAGCUUGAAACUUUUGAUCUCUUCGUGGGCAUUCCAAUUCAUAGUAACAGGAAUUGUAUGGACUGGAUUUACCUUGGUUAUUGAGCAUUACACGGACGACAAGAAGGUGGUUAAGCAAUCGAAACCAGCUCCCGUCGGAGGUGACUCUGACUGA
Messenger RNA from Sclerotinia borealis F-4128, 1563 nucleotides. The record is from the annotation of a GenBank genome assembly. Lineage: Eukaryota; Fungi; Ascomycota; Leotiomycetes; Helotiales; Sclerotiniaceae.